Messenger RNA from Biomphalaria glabrata, 6645 nucleotides. RefSeq names its product STE20-related kinase adapter protein alpha-like. Gene Ontology annotation, molecular function: protein kinase activity; ATP binding; protein serine/threonine kinase activator activity. The coding region runs from base 679 to 1776 and encodes 365 amino acids. The record is from RefSeq and is a predicted model, not a curated record. NCBI's taxonomy places the organism in Eukaryota, Metazoa, Mollusca, Gastropoda, Planorbidae. Gene Ontology annotation, biological process: protein phosphorylation. The transcript is spliced from 14 exons.
CCUAGGACCAGGUUAGAUCUAAUUUAGUAAUUAUUUUAAUAAAGUUAAGAUUGACGAUUGCCAAGGCUAGACUAGAUCUAGAUCAAUAUCAAGUAGAGUCGUGAGAGAGCGGAUUCUACAAUUCUAGAGAUCUAGUUAACAGAUUCUAGAGUAAUAAUUAAUAAUAAGAGGUGUUGAAUUGACAAUCAUACCUAUGAACAAAUUGUCUGUAUGUAAGAUAAUUGAAGAAACAAAGUUCAGCCAAUCAAAUAAUUGUUGAAUGUUAAUAAUUAUCAAAAAAAAUUGUUAAAAGAUGGACUUUUGUUGAACAUCGGACACGCAGCUGGAGUUUUUGGAAUUGCCAAUCAAGACAACACAAGCCUCAAAGUUAAUAAAUAGGAGACCCAAUGUCUCUCCUAAUUCAACUGGCGGUGUUUACUCAUUGAAAAACUCUAGAAUUAGCAUCUUCAGACAUGAAUGGGACCCAGAGAUUUAAUUACCAGACGGAUAUUGAGCACACCAGAAAUGAUAUUGAUUUGAUCAGUUGUGUCACUGUUUAUUUCCCAACAGAAUUGUGCUCGAGCAGCCAAUGAAAACAAAACAUCAAAGAAAAAACCUGAAAGUAAACCUUUAGAUGCUCAAAACGAUAAAAGUUUGAAGCAGAAAAACUCAAAAAGUGACCAGAAGGUUUCUAAUGAAAUGAGCAAUCAGGUUGGGAUCCAGUACUUGCCAAUUUGUCAUCAUUAUGAACUCUCUGUUGUUAUUGGUAAAGGUCACAGUGGAUCAUCCUCCAUAUUUUUAGCCAAACAUUUACCUACUGCCUCCCUGAUAGCCAUUAAAAAAAUCAAUGUAGAGGUAUGGGACAGGGAGCUGUCUUACAUACAGAAUGAAAUCAUUUUAACACAGCAGCUGUCACACCCCAAUAUUCUACAACUACACUGCAGCUUCGUCAAAGGGCAUGAACUCUGGAUUGUCAUGCCUUUGAUGGCCUUUGGUUCAUGUAGAGACCUGAUCCAUGCAUACUUUAACUCCGGUCUGCCUGAACAGGCCAUUUUGUUUAUAUUAAGAGAUGUUCUUCUGGCAGUUGAGUACAUUCACCAAAGAGGAAUAAUUCACAGAGGGAUAAAAGCCAGUCAUGUGUUAAUAUCAAAAAAUGGCCAGGUCUGUUUGACUGGUCUGCACAAUUCCUACAACACAAUACAAAAUGGUAAAAAGCUGCGCAAGGUCCAUGAUUUCCCAAUACAUUCAGUGGACUGUCUACAGAGCUUCAGUCCAGAAUUGCUGCAUCAGAAUUUAGCUGGUUACAAUUUUAAAUCUGAUAUUUACAGUAUUGGAAUAUUAAUUUGUGAGCUUGCAAAUGGCCAGUCACCUUUUUCAGAUAUGCCUGCAACUCAGAUGUUGCUAGAGAAGCUAAAUGGAACAAAACCAAAGUUAGCUGACUCUACAACAGUAGGAGAUUUUAUUAUUGAUGAUGAUGGAAAUGAUGACCAACCUGGUACAACACAAGAGAGAGCAGAUGUCAUAUUUUUCAAGAGGACAUUUUCACAAAACCUGCACGAGUUCACUUCAGAAUGUUUAGAACUUGAUGUAGUCAAAAGGCCAUCCGCCACACAGCUACUCAAUCACUCUGUGUUUAAAAGUAUCAAAAACAGACCAUCAUCAUCACUUCCGUCACUGCUACAGCCUGUCACCCCACUCACUGACCUUGCCAAAGUACCAAGGGAUCUAUCUGCUGAGGAGGAUGAUUUUACUAGAAAGAUGAGCGAAGUGUCUAUGCAAGAAGACUGGACAUUUUAAACACAUCCUAGGAUUAAUUUUCUUUGGCAUUUCAGUGAUUUUAUGACAUGCAUAUAUUUAUCUCAGAAGCAUGAAGACCUUUAAUGCCACUUGUACAAGCAAUUUAUGUUGUUCACAUUACAAAGAUAAAAGUAAAAGCUUGUGAUUUACUGAUACAACUUCUACAACUGUACAAGGGCAAGAGAAUUUGACUUUGUGAUAGACUUGACCCACGUGUUGAUAUGGUGAGAAAAAUAAUGUCGCUUGUGGAAAAAUGAUUUUUCUACUACAGCAAUCCAAUGACUUUGUUUCAUCGUGAGCUUGAAUCAUUGAGUGGAAGGUUGUUGAUGUUUGUGGAUUAUGAUAUCAUAGUGAUGGACCUUAUGAUGACUAGGUGUAAAACAGACCUCAGAGGGUGAGCCUCUAAAUAUGCCUGCAUGUUAUCAAAGGCUGAGACUGAAACAGUGAUACUUAAAGGCCAGGGCUAGUGAUAUGUUGUCAUGUUUUAAAUCUACCAUGUUUCACCAUUCCAGUGUAUAAAAAAAUAAUACUUUCUUGUUUUAUUGAAAGGUCAGCAUAAACAAUAUUUGAACAUUUGUUAAAGCAAGGUCUAAUGAAGAUUGAGAUUUAAUCUUACAUCUAAAAGACAAUAUCAACCAUAUAGCAAAGAAAAACAAAAUUCAUGAAUGAUUUAAAAUGAUUGAUUUUUGGUAAUUCACUAAUUAAUCAAUGUUUGUCCAAUUGAAAGUUGACAAAAGAUCUUUUCUGUAGUUAACAAAAAAAUUAUUUCGUAGCAAGCAGGAGUUUUCCAUAUAUAUAUUUCAAACUCUCCCCAUGCAUGACUGAUAAAGCUGUUCAACACCGUUUCAUUGUUUGAUAGUUUUACACUGUCCAUAGGUAUGGUACUAGGCUGAUGUAUAGAAUUAAAAUUUAUCAACAUUUCUGCUUCUUUUAAUUCAUGAAAUCAGCCAAGCAAUUUCAAAAUCAAAAUGUAUUUUUUAAAUUAUAUUUACAUCUUUUAUAAAAUAUAGUAAUUUCUCAAAAAAUUAAUUUGGUUCUUUUUAUUUAUUUUUUUAUUUUGGCUUUCCCUUAAGUAGUUCCACAAAAGUAGUUUAGAAAUUUUAGAAAGGCUAGACAAUAUUUUCUUUUCUUAAUGGUAUAUUUUAAGAAUUUAAAAUGUUACUAUGUUACUUGAAGACAUUUUUUUAGAAGUUAAGGAAGGAAAAUUAAUACCUAGAAACUGAGAGAUUGACAAUGAUGUAUUUGAUGUUUCUUGAUGUUCCUAUGAGGAAUAUGCUUUUUAUUGAUAUGGUGCUUUAUUAAGUUGACUCUUAUGUUGUGUAACAUUUGUAGACAGUUCGAUCAUGUUUAACAUUUGUGUACAGUUACAGAAAAGAGAAAUAGCUGUUUUGCUUGAGAAAAAUUCUAUUCAGCUUAAGUUUAAUUCUUGACAUAAAAAUUCAUAUUUUCAAUCAAGAUAAUAACAAACCAAGACCCUCAGUUUGUGUAUCCACUUUAUAUUCAUCCUUGAUUAUUUCUUUUUCUUUUCACCAAACUAGUUAAUUUAUCGUAUAGUAAUUGAAACAAGAAAUUGAAUCUUUGUUGUUUUAAAGGAAAUUAAAACUAGGCAUUUUUUUUUUUUUUACAUUUUAAUGUCAUUUUGACAUUUUCUUUAGUAAUAGAUUAUCCAAGUAAUCUAUGUAAAAGACUAGAAUCUAAUACAUUUCUUUAGAAUUUUUUUUAAAAUAAAAAAAUGUUAUUACUUGUUGAUAUUUAAAAUUUGAUGAUGCUCUACAGUUUAUAUUAAAAUUUACUGUGAGUCAAGCUCUUUUCAAGAGAUAACAAGAAAACAGAUGUAUUGAAACAUUUUUCCUCAGCCUGUGAGAGUAAUAUCUUAUUCAAAGUUUGUUUGUACUGAUCUAUAAAAUAUACUUGUUGCUUAAAAAUCAUUGGUUUUUAUAAAUAUUGAAGGCAUUUUUGUAUUAGUUAAUUAUUGUUUUAUAAAUUUAUAUAGACACAAUUAUCAUUACACUCUGUUAUUAAAUAAUAUGUUUACAUACAUGUGCAUUGUUAAUGCUAAAUUAGCAUUUCUACGAAGUUUUUAUUCAUACCUGUAAAUAAAAUUGGAAAAAAAAAAAGCUUUCCACCUUUACAACUUUUGAUUCAGGGUGCAGAUGGUGUAAAGCUCCACUCUUCCUAUGGCAGACAGUUUAUCAAGGUUGUCAUGUAGCCAGCACAACGACCAACUUACAAGUAGAGUUGGGUGGCAUCAUAAAAAGGUUUUUAACUGGAUUGAAACUUGAGACCAGAAGAGUUCAGCACACCCUCCUCAAAUUAUACUAAUAAAAAUCAAUUAAAAAUGUUAAAUAUAGAUUAUGGUCGGUCUGACAUUUUAUAGUAAAAUACUCUAAAAUGUCAUAGCAAGGCCGGAUUUCAAUUAAAUGUAAACUAUUUGGUGAAUCUUAAUUCAUUUUGAAUAAUAUUUUUUAUUAAUCUCACUGGUUAGAAAUUGUAGGUUCUUUAAAGUAAGUCAGCAAUCCUUAGAUUAAGCCAGCCUCCAGCAGCCACUUUACACAUUAUAAUAUUUGAACAGCCUUUAAUGUACUAUCGAAAUAUUUGUCCAAACACAAAAAGCUCAUAAAAACAUACUUAGCUGAAACAAUUCUGAUUUCCAGUCUAUAUACUGGUAUUUGGUAUGCACUCUGGAAUGUCAUCCCAAUUGUUCAGGUUUGAACCUCCUAUCUCUUGCUGACCUGCAUCUGGUUUGUGCUAGGAAGUAAAAAUGUUCAUUUUUGUAGAAACGUCUAUAUUUUACUAAUCACUUGAAGUCAACCUCUAUAUCUUUUGUUGAUGUUACAAAACAAACUUUUUAAAAUUCACAUUUUGUCUUACAUUGAUGUAAGCAUUUCAUUCAACAAAGUUAACUGGUACUUAGGAGAUGUACUGGUGUAGGAAGAAAUGUAUGUAUGAUUGUGAAUACUAGUUAAUUUUAUAGAAAGAAUGUUAAGUUUAUUAAUAAUAAUAAUAAUAAUAAUAACCUUUUUAUCCAUAAAGACAUUGUCUUACAAUUUGUGCAUUACAUAAAACAUCGUAAUUAUAGAAAGGGAAACAUACAUUCACACCAGUUUCACAACAAGUAGUAACGUCUGUAUUUUAUAAGAUUAGAUAAGAAAGAAAAGGUUUAAUGAGUUUGAAUUUUUCUUUUUUUUAAGCAUAAAUAUCUGUCAAGGAAUCUCUCAAAAUAGAUUUGUUAAUAUAUGAAUUCUGCUAUACAAGAGUCUAACAGUCACACAAUUAAAUAAAUAUUAGUUUGUGAUGGAAAUGGUGAAGGUGGCACUGGUCAGUAAAGUCUCAGUGAUAGGCCUCUUGGCUGCAAUGCUAAUUAUUGUUUUGCUGAUAUUGUGGAGAUUUGGAUUGUUGAGAUUUGAUGAUGUUUCUAAGAGCCUAGAUUCCUGACAUUACUUUAAGAGAGUCAUUUAAUGUGGAUGAUAGUCUUUCAUAAGCCACAACACUGACUCAUUAUACAUAUUGAAGAGUUUUACUAUGGGAUUCCUACCUUUGGAGUCAACUGUUGGAGUGAAGCUUGGUGUAACUUAGCACUGAACUUUUCCUUCAGAAUUGAAGAUUAUUACAACUUCAAAACUUCCAGCAUGAUGAUGGGGGAUAACAGAGGGCAGGAUUCGAACCGCAGAUCAUCAAGACGACAAUGCACAGUGAAUAGCAGAUAUCCAAUAGCCAACUGUUUCUAUAUAAUAAACAUGGAACAUGUAAUUUAUAUAUUGUAUAUAAAUCUAGUGGGUUUUAUAUAAAUAUGAGUUGGUUUCUAUCCAUUGUGUGUUGCUUCAAUGAAAAGUUAUAUGUGAAAAAAAUCAAAUGUAAUUUCAUAUUGAUUAAUUUUGUUUAGUUCAGCCAAAUAAUAAUAUAGUGUUAGUGAAUGUUCGAAUGUAAUGAAUUGUAACUUGUGAGAAUCUAAUGUGUGUAUGACCUAAGUGUGUGUUUGUCUCUGAGUGAAGUCAUGUAUCCACAUAACAAGCUCAAAAAAGUGUCUGAUACCGGUUUCUCAUUAUUUUAAAUAUAUCAUCUUGGUGCUAAUUGAACACUUAGAAAUCUGUUUAGUUUUUCUUGUUUGUGACUUAAGAAUCUCAAUUCUACAUCUAGAGUCUAUAUAUACAUUUGAAUUAUUAAUGUUUUGGAGAAUUCAGUUGUACAAAUUUUUAAUUAAAGAGCGCUCUUCUGAUUUUUUUUAUCUUUAUGUAUCAAAGAGCUCAGUUUUUCUUAUCUGUGUUCAUGUUUGUAUCAACUCACUCUGUCUGUCAGGUAAAAAGUUUGAACACAUUAUUUCACCCACCAUCAUUCUCGGAUCAAAUGGAAACUUUGCACAAUAAUUCAUUGGCGAAGAUAAAACAUGAACCAAUAAAAAAAAAUUAACCAAUAAGUUAAUUAAUUACUGGUAAUUAAUUAUUUUAUUUGAUACCAACAAGGGAAAUUAUCUUUCAGUAUUCACAUAUAUGGCUAAAUAUGUGAGCUUUUGUCCAUGUGGAGACUAAAGAGUCGAAAGGCCAAUGUCUGGAUGGAUGAGAGAAAGAUGUUUGUUUACACGUUACGGGUGGGUGAGUGUGGGUGACACCUUCGACAUAGGGGUCACGGAGGUCACGGUGUGGGACGCGAGGCAAUCAAAGUGUCUACGUGGUGGCGUGUUCGUACAGGUACAUCUGAAAAUAAGGGUGGAGAGAAACAGUAUUUAAGGCCUGAUUUGUGUCAUGUUAGAAAGAGAGAGUGAGAAUAUUGUGGAGAGCAAAGCCAGAAGUUGUAGUUGGAACAUAUGUACAGCAAUUAUGAACUUAUGUAUUGUAAAGUUGUAAAAUAAAUAUAUAUAUUGAACUGCUACAA